UAACCAAAAAAAAAGGGCCUAUACAACAAGUGAACCGAUUGCGACACCGCACAUAGGACAAACCUCCCCUCCUCUUCUCCAAAUCCUUCUGCCGUCGGUCGUCGAAUCGAUAAUGCAAAGAUAAUUGAUAUGAGCAGAGAAGAGCUAGACAAUCCCAUGACAGUAAGACCAAAACCAGCAGCACUAGCUAUUGUAAAUAAUAAUAACGGUUACCACCGAGAUAAUGAAGAAGAAGGAGAGUCAAAGCUCGAACCAAACGUCGGGUUAGAGUUCGAUUCAGCUGAAGAAGCACAAGAAUUUUACAAUCUGUACGCAACAAAACUCGGAUUCAGAAUUAGAAUCGGUCAGCUUUAUCGGUCACGUGUUGAUGGGUCAGUUAUUUCUAGAAGAUUCGUGUGUUCAAAGGAAGGGUUUCAAACUACUUCCAGAACGGGCUGCCCAGCUUUUAUAAGAGUCCAAAAAGCCGAUUCUGGAAAAUGGGUUUUAGCUAAUGUUAAAAAGGAACACAAUCAUGAACUUGAAAGCUCAGGUGAGAUUUGUCCUUCCCGUAUACAAAGAAAAAAUAUUCCAAAUCCUAAAUCCUCUGUUGUUGUUGUUGUAUCGACUAGGACUGGACUUAGAUCAAUUGAUGAGGAUGGCCCAGGUCCAUCUGGGAUAAUUGAUCUUAAGCGUUUUAAAAGGGAAAAAAUUGAUGUAGAAUUACAGCCUAGAGGUAGUGAACCAUAUAAGGGACUUGAAUUUACUUCUGCUGGUGAAGCAUAUGAAUUUUAUAAUGCAUAUGCUUCUAAUUCCGGGUUUAAAGUCCGGAUUGGCCAGCUGUUUCGUUCGAAAAAUGAUGGGUCGAUUACCUCGCGAAGAUUUGUUUGCUCUAAAGAAGGCCAUCAACACCCGUCAAGAGUUGGGUGUGGCGCGUUCAUGAGGAUACAGAGACAAGAUACGGGACGAUGGUUGGUUGAUCGUUUUCAAAAUGAGCAUAAUCAUGAACUUGGCCUGCCCGCUGAUGCUAGUGGGAGAGUAAAAGGAUUUAAAGAAGAAGCGAGCACUGUGUUGGAGAAUAUGGAUUUAGUUGAAUUAAAUGGUGGCCUUAGCCUUGUUACACGAGGCCGGGAGAGUAGAAUUGGGAGUGAUUGGUAUAAUGAGCUUUUUGAGUAUUUUCAGGCUAGGCAAGCAGACGAUAUGGGAUUUUUUUAUGCAGUGGAGAUGCAUAAUGGUAGAGCUAUGAGUGUAUUCUGGGCUGAUGCCCGGUCUAGAUUUUCUUGCACUCAAUUUGGUGAUGCAGUUGUUUUUGACACGACAUAUAGAAAGGGGGGUAGUUACUCAGUGCCACUUGCUUCAUUCAUUGGGAUUAAUCACCACAGGCAGCCCGUGCUUCUUGGCUGUGCCUUAAUUGCGGAAGAGUCUGAAGAGUCAUUUACUUGGGUGUUUCAAGCAUGGCUUCGCGCAAUGUCAGGGCGCCAUCCUGUCUCUAUAGUCGCUGAUCAGGACAGAGCCAUUCAACAUUCAAUUGCUCAAGUUUUCCCAGGAACACAUCAUCGUUUUUCUGCAUGGCAACUUAAGGCUACGGAGCAGGAAAAUAUUGGUGAAUUGCUCUCUAUGAAUCCUGAAUUUAAGUAUGAAUAUGAAACUUGUAUUUUCCAGAGCCAGACGGCUAAUGAGUUUGAAGCAGCAUGGAAUGUGCUAGUUAACAAAUAUAAUUUAAGAAAGAACACAUGGUUAAUGGAGAUGUAUAGGAUGCGCAAGAGUUGGGUGCCUUUACACAUCAGGGGCACAUUCUUUGCUGGCAUUCCAAUGGACGGAAGCUUGAAAUCAUAUUUUGGCACCAUAUUGACAUCUCAAACACCACUCAAUGAAUUUCUUAUACGGUACCAAAAAGCCCUUGAGCAACGCCGCGAAGAGGAAAGGAAAGAGGAUUUUAACUCGUUCAAUUUACAAGCAGUUCUGCACACGAAGGACCCUAUAGAAGACCAGUGUAGAAGGCUUUACACUAUUACUAUGUUCCAAGUGUUUCAAAAAGAGCUUUUGGAGUGCUAUAGCUUUGUUGGAAUUAAGAUAAAUGUUGAAGGUGCCAUUAGUAGGUAUCUGGUGCAGAAGAGUGGGAGUGGAGAUGAGAGGAACACAGUUGCCUUUAAUGCCUCGAAUCUUAAUGUCAGUUGCAGUUGUAAAAUGUUUGAGUUUGAAGGUGUGCUGUGUAGACAUGCGUUGAAAGUUUUUCAGAUUAUGAACGUAAGGGAGCUUCCGUCUCGCUAUAUCCUACAUCGCUGGACAAAGGAUGCAAAAUAUGGUAUACUACGGGAUGUUGAUUCAGGGGGUGCUUCUCAAGAUCAUAAGGCAUUGAUGUUGUGGAGCUUAAGAGAAGAAGCAAAGAACUACAUUGAGGCAGGAACAGCAUCUUUAGAAAGAUACAAACUUGCGUUUGAGAUCAUGCAGGAGGGUAGAAGAAAUCUUUGUUGGCAAAACUAGGGAAGUACGUGGUAUAACAAACAUAGAUCAGAGGUCAGAGACUUUUGGCCAUCUUGAAAAGUGAUAGCCUUGCAGAACAUUGAAGCCAAUGUCAAAUUUUUGAUGAUCAACUUGUGCAAUCUUGUCGCAGUCUGUUGUACCAACAAUUUUGGUAAAUUCCAGAGCUUUCAAGCCUUGCUGCAUAUUUUGGAUUAGACCAGAGUUGCCAAUGAUAAUUCAAACAUUGUUGAUGCCACCGAAAAGUGAGCCUUCCUCAAGCAAACAAAUCAUCAUAUGGCUAAUUUUCUUUCUCAACCACAAA
Messenger RNA from Nicotiana attenuata, 2761 nucleotides. Its product is annotated as protein FAR1-RELATED SEQUENCE 7-like. Bases 130 to 2460 code for a protein of 776 amino acids. Gene Ontology annotation, molecular function: zinc ion binding. Gene Ontology annotation, biological process: regulation of DNA-templated transcription. The transcript has 2 exons. The record is from RefSeq and is a predicted model, not a curated record. Lineage: Eukaryota; Viridiplantae; Streptophyta; Magnoliopsida; Solanales; Solanaceae.